AUGGCAACAGCAAAGUACACCCCUGAUGAGCCUCAGCCUAGAAGACAGCAAAAUCUCCAGGAGGUGCUGACAGAAGUGGGGCUGUCUGUUGACUACUGGCUGCCUAAACUUCAAGAAGACCUGGGUGUGACCUGUGCCCAGGCCUUACAACACUUAGACGAAAAAGACCUCCAGAAGCUGAAGUCCCAGACACAACACACAUGGGAGAAAAAGGCCCUAGAGAAGCUUCUUGACCUCUCACAGCCAAAUAGUGUUGCAGAGUUCCAGGAGACUCCAGGACAGAUGAUAAAGAACAGGCAGAGGCAGGCAGGACAGGCACUGCAGGAACUGAGGGCCUUGCAGUCACAAGGGAAGCACAGACAGGAAGAGGCAGUGAGGAGGAAAGAAGCAGAGCUGAGACAAGCAAUGGAGAUCCCUGAAGAGUGCUGGCCUGGACCCGAAGUGCCCCUAAAAGACGUCACUGAAACAAUGGAGAGACAUCUCAGUCACAUAGAACAGACACUGGCAAACAGUGAAAACUUCUCAGAUAGAGACCUGGUAAGAUGGGCAUCUGGAGGGCUGGCCCUUCAGGGAAUUUACAAGACCUGCCACCAAAAGGACCUGGUAACAAGAAGAGAAGGACUGCUCAGAGUCCCCAAGGAAUUCUCCCUUUUUGGACCUGAGCAAGGGAAAUGGAUGGAAACAAAAGAAUUCACAUCUUCCAAAGAAGAAUCCCUGUUCAUUCAAACUUUGGAGAAGCAGGGAUUUAGAGCAAUGAUAUCAGACAAGGGUGGGUGCUGGAGAUUUAGUCUGGAAGAUGGUAUAGAUCAAAGCAAGCAUUCAGGAUCUAAAGACAUUCACCACUCAUAUUCAGAGGAUUCUUAUUUCUGUUCAUCCAAGUUCAGCUAUGUGCCCCUGGCCUCGUUCCACUUUCGAACUGAUCAGCUGCAACUCUCCACUGCUGCACUCAAGGAACUGAAAAUCAUUGAAGAGCAACUGGAACUCACUGAUGGACCAGACAGAUUCCUCUCACUGAGGAACAUGACUGAAAACUUCUUCAACAGAUUUGGUUCUCAUGCUAAUCAAGGUCCUCUGCACCUUGGGGGAAUCUACUGCUGGAAGGCCGUUUCAGAGGGUUUCAGAAGUGACCAGCUGGAUCAUGUGAAAUGGCAUACAGCAGAAGCCUUGAAUAAUUACAUGAGGCAAAGUUCAAGCAGUUUUGGAGGUGAAGUUGGGGGAGAGAUGACAACAUCAGGUUCAUAUUCAAUAAAAUACUGCCAAAAUGUAACUAAUCAACAGCUCCAAAUCCAAGUCCAAUUAUCUGUGGCCCAGAUAGGUGGACCACCCGAAGCAAAUGGAAUUUCUCAGUGGACAAAUGGCCUUCUCAUUAGCAAUAAAACCUGGUCUGUCAUUGACCGAGAACUUCAUCUGGUGCCCAUUUGGGACAUCAUCGUAUCAAAUCACAGAAGCAAUUUUAAGGACCCCUUUCUGGUGGCUAACUGCCUAGAAGAUAACUACUCUGCUCUGACUGGACUUGCUGCCCACAUCCAGGCUGCAGAGUUUCUGGUCUCUGAAAAGGAAGCAGGACUUUUCCUAGAAGAUAUGAAAUCCUGGGAGGUCUCUGACCCUGAAGAGCAGCUUCAAAAGCUACUGAAUUUCAUGCAAACAUUGGCUCACAAAACAAAAGGCUAUGAUAUUUGGAUUAAUAGGUGUCUCACAGAUUUGGACCUGCAGAAUUUUCUUAUAGAUACUGUCAACUUUUGUAAAAAUACAUCUAUUAAAAGGACCCAGUUUAUAAAAUCUCAGUUCUGUAGUCUUCUAGAACCUCAUGUCAACAAAGUGAAAAACUUUCCUCAAGCAAGGUCAAUCAUGCAGUGGAUCUACCAGAAAGACUCAGAGGAACAACAAGUUAAAAUCACUGAAUUGUCUGACUUCCUUAAAAGUUUGAAAGAAAUCCAAAAGGCUCUCAUGAAAGUAAAUAUCAACUCUGAGUUCACAGAAACAGUAGAAGAGGCUCAAAGAAAGGCUACCUGUGAGGUCAUCACAGCUCUUGACUCCUUCUUGAUCUACCUCAGAGAAGCAGAGCAGAAAGAUAUGCAGCUGUUACUACUCUCCAUCGCAGCUGGUGCAGGCUACCAGCUAGAAAGCAGUAUUUUUCAGCCUCUCCUGGGGUAUGCCAAGUUAACCUUUCUUCUGGAUGAAAUACAAACUGUCCAGCACAGAUAUCAGGAACUCAAAACUAUCUGCACUGACAGGGCACAGGCAUUCCUGGUACUCAAAGCUCUGACAACAACAUUUGGGGUCUCAAUCAUUUCUCCAGAAGAAAAGGCACAACGAUUGACAUUAACAAGGAAGUACAUGGAGCACUUACUGUCUACUAAAGUUGCACAUGUCCUCAAAAAAUUUGAAACAGGUCAUGACUGGGAGAAUCUAGAGAAUAAUUUGAGAUUACUCAUUGAUGGGAACUAUGCAGACACUAUCUCUACUUUGCAGAUGGAUGAGGUGAAAAAACAAAGUCUCAACCCUGAAGAAAAAGAGGCUUAUAAUAAACAAGACAAUGAAAACGCACAGAAGGAAAUCAAAGAAAAUGACUCUUUCCUAGCAUUACUCCAACGUCUAGGUCUAGAGCAACACUACAUAAAAAAGAUGAGCAGAGCUGACUUCCAUCUGAUCUAUAAGAAUUCUGUAUACAAUACACAGCCAAGAUCUGAACAGGAACUUCCUUUCUAUUUCCUACAAAAGCUACUGAUGCUGGAUUGUGGGUUCAGACAUCUAGUCUUCAAAAAUGCUGGAAAUGCAGAAGCCCAAAACUCUGUAUAUCCUUGCAACCAGGAAAAUGAGGCUUUUGAUCCAUAUGAAGAGUUGUUUGAUGAUAGAGAUGAAGUCACUAAUCCUUCUGCCUCUGAGUUCCAGUCCCAUAUUCACCCAAUGGACAUCCAGAUGGCCAUUUUUCACUGUGCAGAUGAUCUUGCCAGGCAAUAUAUUUUGUCCAAACUUUCCAUUUGUCAAUUUGCACUCCCCCUUUUGGUGCCAAAUCCUAACACUUCUCAGAUAGAAUUUUCUCUCUGGUCACUAAGACAAAUUAGAAGAAGUUGGCAAGAGUCAAGUAAAUCACCACAGGACAAAAGCUACAGUCACAAGAAUCAGCAGAUGUGCCAAGUCUCUUCCCCCAUUGUGUCCUUCAUUAGGGUUGGAAAUGGCCUCUCUGCUUCCAAGUCUCAGAUCAUGAACUCUCUCCUCAGUAAAAGUAGACAUGAUGUGUUCUUCCAUAGACACUGCAGAGGAAGCCACAAACACUGUCUCCUUAUGGAGGGAGUAGUGGAGAUCUGCUGGUUCUGUCCUGGUUGUCAAGGCGAGGACAUGUUUGACAAGUGUGUCACCUUCACCAAUCUUCAUGGAGAUGCCAAAGAACAUAGGCAACAACUCAGCUUCCUGCAGGAUGUCUCUUCUCUCAUCGUGAUCCUCAUGUCAGCUUCUGAUAAAAACAAAGAAAACCAGAAUCUUGUCAGACACCUCUGUCAGUCAUUGAGACCUCUGAUCUGUUUGAUUGAUGACAAAGAAAAGGCCAUAGCCAAUAAUUCUGGGAAAAGGAUGAAAAUUGGCAUCAGAAAUAUAAAUGAGGCAGAAUUAAGAGAGGAGCUCACAAUCGCCAUCAAAUAUUCUCUAGAACUCUCUGAUACAACUCUCAGUUUAGAGGACUGUUCAAAGAUAGCAAAAAAACAAGGAUUUCUGAUUGAUGAAGAUAAAAGAGAGAUAAGGGAAAAUAAAGAAAAGGCACAGACUAUAAUGGACUUUCUGAAGCUAUUAAAGUUACCUGACAUAAAAGAAAACUUGCUUCCCCUUCAGGGACAACUUUGGCAUCAUUGGUGUAAGAAGGACAAGGAACUCUAUCAUCUGAGAGAAAAGGGGAAUCUGAGCAUUGAACAACACAAGAGUGAGAUUGAGGAAGAAAAACAGGAAAUACGAUGUCAGCAGUUUUAAAAGGCCUUUCCUCUCAACCAUUUAAUGGUUUCUGUCCUAGAAAUUCUCAAGGAAGAUUUAGAAAUUUACCGCAAACUCUAUUUCCUACACUGGUUAAGUGUGGGUUUGGAAAACCUAACCUCUGUACACUUAGAGAAUUUGCAUGCAAAGCAACAAUCUUUGUGGACAGUGUUACAGGAAGAAAAGCAAAAGGCACCGAAAAGUAGCUCCCAGAGGCAGAAACAGAUAGAAGCCAUCUCUACUGAGAUUCUUAACUGUACUUUAGGAGUUGAGCAUGUUCUCCGAGAAGUUGGCCAGAUCUAUGAAGCUCUGAAAGCAACUUCCUCCUCCAGAGAUAGCCUUUUCCUCUGCCUCCCCCAAAUAGCUGCAGACCUGAUGGUAGCUGGUGUUCCCAUUGAGCUCAUGGAUGGGGAUGCUUCAUAUGUGCCUGUAAAGUGGAUGGCAGCUGUCUUGGACAAGAUCUCAGAGAAAGUUGGAGAUAAAAGGCUGUUUGUUCUCUCUAUCCUUGGUCUGCAGAGCUCAGGAAAGUCCACCCUACUGAAUACCCUGUUUGGGCUCCAGUUCACAGUCAGCGCAGGCAGAUGUACAAAGGGGGCCUAUAUGCAGCUCCUGAAGGUGGAAGAAACAUUCACAGAAAAGCUUGGUUUUGAUUUUGUUCUUGUUGUAGACACAGAAGGACUUCGGGCUACAGAACUCAACACCAAGUCCCAGAAUCGAGACAAUGAGUUGGCUACAUUUGUCAUUGGCCUUGGAAACUUGACUCUGAUCAAUAUUUUUGGGGAGAAUCCAUCAGAGAUGCAGGACAUCCUUCAAAUAGUUGUCCAGGCCUUUCUGAGAAUGAAACAAGUGAAAAUCUCCCCCAGUUGCUUCUUUGUCCAUCAGAAUGUAGGGGAAGUAACAGCAAAAGACCAAACUAUGGAAGGACGAAGGAGACUGGAGCAGAGACUGGAUGAAAUGACUGCAUUAGCUGCUGAACAGGAAGAGUGCUCAAAUAUCACCUGCUUCAACGAUGUCAUUAAGUUUGAUGUCAAUACUCAUGUGUACUACCUUGCUCACCUCUGGAAUGGCAAUCCCCCAAUGGCUCCUCCCAAUCCUCUCUAUAGUCACAAUGUCCAGGAACUAACGAAUAGUAUUCUUUUAACUGCCCAGCAGGAAUCCAGAGGAAGGAUCAUGAAAAUCUCAGAUGUCAAAUUUAGAGUUCAAGAUUUGUGGAAAGCCCUGGUCACUGAGAACUUCAUUUUCAGUUUCAGGAACACCAAAGAGGUAAUAGCCAUGAGUAAACUGGAAACCAUGUAUAACCACUGGACUUGGGAGCUGAGGCAUCAUGUGCUGGAAUUACAGAAUCAGCUGAACAAUCAGAUUCAAAAUGGGAAAACCUUGAGACUCACAACUAAUGAACUGGAAAGUCCAAUUAAUAAGAAAUAUGAAACCAUCAAACAAGAAUUUAACAAAUAUUUUGAAGAAGACACAGAUAGGGAAACAUUGAUUCAAUGGAAAGCAAGUUUUGAACAUAAGCUACUAGUUCUUAGAGAUACACUUAUUUCAGAUACCAGAAGGAAAGGCAAUGAACUCAUCAGUCUCAGACAAAGUCAAGAAAGACUAGAUAACCAAAAGUCACAGUAUGAAAAUGAAUUAUUAGAGAGGAGCCGAAGGUUGGCUUUAGAUGUGAAAGGUAAAGAAUUGAGUGAUGAAGAGUUGCAUGAGAAAUUCAAUCAACUUUGGACAAAUUGGAUCGACAGUGUGUCUUUGACUGUACCUCCUGUCAAAGAGCCUGACAUUGAUUUGGAUUUUGAAAAUAUCCUUCUGGAGUAUUUUAAGAAAGAGAAAAACUUUGUGGAAAGACUGAAAGUAAAGUCUGGAGAGGAGUUUGAAAUCAAUUAUUCUAAGCAUGUCCAAAUGAAAAAAAAGUAUAUGAUAUGCUCAAAGAAUUUAGAAACCUGUCAUCAAGAGUCCAUUAAUAAGACUACUAAUAACAUUUAUUCAAGAAAGAAUGAAACAAUAAAAAACAUUUGGAAGCAAAAGCGUGAUUACAGUCAGAAUGAUUUUCAUGAAAUCCUGAGGAUAAUAGAAAAUGAACUGAAAUCUGUUCCCCCAGAGGAAGACUACACAUUUACAAGAGACUACACCAUUGACUUAUCCUUGUGCUUAUUCCAAGGAGCAUCUAAAAGUUUCAAGGAAAUGCACAAGGCAUUCAAGAAAGCAAAUGAUCCUGUGAACUAUCUGGAGAGCAAGAAAGAUGAUUUCUUCUUGAGUUUUAAGAUCUCCUGCCAAGGUGCCACCUCCAUCACAUCCUUUGUUGACUUCCUGUGGCUCAAGCUCACUCCUGCUAUCUAUGACACCGUAUGGGUAACAAUGGGUCUUAAAGUAGCUGGGGACAUUCGAGCCACAUGCCCUGCAUUCAAUGGAAACAGAGCUAACCUGGAGAAUCAUAUUCUCUAUUCUCUAGCUGAAGAAGAAAACUUUGAUAAGUAUUGGCAAUACAUUCAUCAGCCAGAAUCCUUCUUUAGGGAUUACAUUAGUGAACACAUUAGAAAAUACUGUUCAGAAAAAGAAGGUAAAAAAAUUAAGACCUCUUUAAAAAUAAGUUUAGGUGACAUCAAGAAUGCCAUCCUCUCUGCCAUUCAUGAGUCCACAGCAGUAGCUAAAGAUAAAACCAGCACUGCUUCUGACUGGUUGGAUUCAUUCUGUGAUCACCUAGGGAGCAACCUGAUCUUUCCAAGAAGAAACCUGAUAAGCAUCGAGCACCAGGAGAUAAAGGAUAGUGAGUUUCUCAAAGAAGCCAUGAGUGCAGCUUUGGAUCCUGCAAUGAGGAAAGUAGAAGAGGACUGCUCAGGGAGGCUCAUAGAUGAAAUGGUUCCUGACAUUGAGAAAAUUCUCUCUGAGCAUCUCUGUGGCUGCUGGAAGCAGUGUCCUUUUUGUAAAGCAAUUUGUACAAACACUGUUCCCUCACAUGAAGGAGACCACAGUGUGCCUUUCCACCGCCCUAAGGCUGUCAAUGGUUGGUAUUAUCAUAAAACAGACUACUUUGUCACUAACAUCUGUACUACUUCUGUAGCAAGUGAUCGUUCAUUUAUUUUAGAUGACCUCCAGACAUUCCCAUACAAGAAAUAUCGAGAAGCAGGAGAUAAUUUUGCUACAUGGAGCAUCACACCAGACUCAUCUAGCCAGCCAUAUUGGAAGUGGUUUAUCUGUCACUUCAGAUCAGAACUAGAAGAGAAAUAUGGAAAAAAAUUUACAAAUUUAGGUACUAUUCCAGAUUCAUGGAACAAAAUCACAAAGCAAGAAGUACUUAAUGACUUGGAAAAUAAUUGCAAAAGUAUAAAACUGGAAAAUUUCAUAUUAACUAAGGGAACCUAAUACCAAUUUAGGUGAAGGUGGCUCCUUCAAGAUUGUAGCUUAUAAAUGAAGUAUGUAAAUUUAAAUAAGUUACUAUUUCAAGACCUGAAGAUUUACUAAUAUACAGAUUUUUUUGGUUUUCCAGGCAGAGACUAACAGAUCUCUGAGUUGGAGGCCAGCCUGGUCUAUAGAUUCAGUUUCAGGACAGACAAGCUUAGGGAGUAAAAGGCAGAAAGCUAGUGAUGAUAUAAUUAAAAAAGUAGGCCAUAUUCUGGCUUUAGAAUGAAGGAUAGAAGAAAUGGGUUAUGUAAUUUGUCUCUGUGCCGGUAUAAAGCCACUGAAGACAGGCAUGUGUCAGGGAUGUCCCUAAAUAGGGGCCUAGUAGAAAGGCAUAUUUGUCAAGUUGAAGCUGGAUUGCCUUGAAGAACCCAAAAUGUUAGAGUUACCAGAAUUGUGGAAUACCGGCUGAUGAGAGCUGUUAACAGAGAGUAGAACCAGUCCAAGGGAAGGAAGUAUGUUGCAGUAAACAAAGCCGAACUGACUUGGAGAUCUUGAGAGCAUUUUGACACCAGAUAUGGAGAUGAAGAGUUUGGAGUUUCUGUCUUUCUUUGGUCUAGUACUUCCUCACUGUGCUCCCUUCCCCAGGUUUUGGAAUGAUAAUGUAUAUCCUGUGCCAUUAUAUAUUGGAAGUAUGUGGUCUACUAUUUGAUUUUGAUUUUUAUAAAUUAUAACAGUUAAGAGAUUUCUUGAAUCUCAGAAGAGACUAUGAACUUUGGUCUUUAAAACAUUGUUGAUACUGAUAGACUAUGGAGUCUUUUGAAGUUGGACUAAAUGAUUUUUGUAUUACGUUGUGGUUGCAAGCUUAUGGGGGUCAGGGAGUAGAAUGUGGAAGUAUGAAUCUGACUGGCCCUCAUAAUUCCACAGGGAGUGGCACUAAUAGGAGGUGUAGCUUUGUUGGCGUUGGCAUAGCCUUUUUGGAGGAAGUGUGUCACUGUUGGGGUGAGCUUUCAGGUUCCUACACUCGGGAUACCACCUAGUGUUUCAGUCAAUUUCCUGUUACCUGUAAGAUAUAACACUCUCCACUACUCCUGCCCCACAUGCUCUCCAUCAUAAUGACAAUGGACUGAAUCUCUGAAUUGUAAGUGAGUCACCCCAAUUAAAUGUUUCCUUAUAAAAGUUUCCAUGGUCAUGGUAUCUGUUCACAGCAAUAGAACCCCUAAGACAAUAGCUGACCUCAGUGUAACAACCUUCAUUGAGAAUAAGAAUUCCAAAGCAGAGAAAUUUAAGAAGACUCUGCUCUGGAAAAGAAUAACGCAGAUUUGAUCAGGAGAAAGCCAUGUCUUCAGAAAAUAUUA
Molecule: messenger RNA, 8651 nt
Organism: Mesocricetus auratus (golden hamster)
Lineage: Eukaryota; Metazoa; Chordata; Mammalia; Rodentia; Cricetidae
Product: interferon-induced very large GTPase 1-like
Exons: 1
Molecular function (GO): GTP binding
Source: RefSeq, a predicted model, not a curated record